Messenger RNA from Pangasianodon hypophthalmus (striped catfish), 6372 nucleotides. RefSeq names its product tripartite motif containing 62, tandem duplicate 1 (gene trim62.1). Gene Ontology annotation, biological process: positive regulation of canonical NF-kappaB signal transduction; innate immune response. Gene Ontology annotation, molecular function: protein binding; zinc ion binding. The record is from RefSeq and is a predicted model, not a curated record. Lineage: Eukaryota; Metazoa; Chordata; Actinopteri; Siluriformes; Pangasiidae. The transcript has 6 exons. The coding region runs from base 359 to 1792 and encodes 477 amino acids.
CAGCCAGUCUCGCGCAUUCAGGGAUCAGGUAUAGCUGGGCAGCGUGGAGGUGCACGAGCUUCACCCUUAACGACGAGAAAAUUAAAAAAGUUGGACAAAAUUAAUUAAUUAAAUGAAGGACUUCACUGUACGACCACAUGGAAAGGCGCGUCUUCGAGGCUGAGAGGAAUCAGGACGAGUCAGAAACAACUGAAGGAUCAAUCCUGAGGAGCAGCUUGGAAUUUCAUUCAAACUAAAGACCCCCCCCCCAAAAAAAAAAAAAAAAAAAAACUACAAAUUUGGUAAAUCUAUAAAUCUCGGGAUCACGAGGCUCUCGGUUCUCUCGGCGCGUGUCACGUUUUCCGACGUCUCCCCGCACAUGCAAAUGGCGUGUUGUCUGAAGGACGAGCUCCUGUGUUCCAUCUGCCUGAGCAUUUACCAAGACCCGGUGAGUUUCGGCUGCGAGCACUACUUCUGCCGCAAGUGCAUCACGGAGCACUGGAGCAGGCAGGAGCACCACGGCACGCGCGACUGCCCCGAGUGCAGGAGGACCUUCACCGACCCGCUGCUCUCGCCCAGCCUCAAGCUCUCCAACAUCGUGGAGAGGUACUCGGCCUUCCCGCUCGACGCCAUCCUCAACGCCCAGAGGAACACCUACCCGUGCAAGGACCACGAGAAGGUCAAGCUGUUCUGCCUCAGCGACAAGAGCCUGGUGUGCUUCUUCUGCGACGAGCCCGCGUUACACGAGCAGCACCAGGUCACCACCAUCGACGAGGCUUAUGAGGAAAUACAGAGGGAGAUGACAGAACAGCUGACGGCUCUGCAGGACAGCGAGAGAGGACACACCGAGGCUUUACAACUGCUGCAGAGACAGCUGACCGAGACCAAGUCCUCAGCUAAAAGCCUGCGAGCCACGAUUGGCGAGGCGUUUGAGCGUCUGCACCGCUUCCUGCGCGAGAGGCAGAAGAGCAUGCUGGAGGAACUGGAGGCCGACACGGCUCGCACCUUGUCCGACAUCGAGCACAAGAUCCAGCGCUACAGCCAGCAGCUCCGCGACGUCAAGGAGGGCAUCCAGAUCCUGCAGGAGAAGCUCAGCGAAACCGGACGCCACGAGUUUCUGGAAGGGGUGGCGCUCACGGCCGAAAGAAUAAAAGGCAAAAUACACGAAACCAACCUUACCUAUGAAGAUUUUCCGACAUCUAAAUACAUGGGUCCGUUACAGUACACAAUCUGGAAGUCUCUGUUCCAGGAUAUCUCUCCAGUGCCUGCCGCUUUGACACUGGACCCGUUGACGGCCCACCAGAGACUGAUCCUGUCUGACGACUGCACCAUAGUGGCGUACGGGAACCUGCACCCGCAGCCUCUGCAGGACUCGCCGCGCCGCUUCGACGUGGAGGUGUCCGUGCUGGGGGCCGAGGGCUUCUGCUCGGGGGUGCACUACUGGGAGGUGAUGGUCUCGGAGAAGACCCAGUGGAUGAUCGGCGUGGCCAACGAGACGGUCAGCCGCAAGGGCAGCAUUCAGAUCAGCCCGAGCCGCGGCUUCUACUGCAUCGUCAUGCACGACGGCAACCAGUACAGCGCCUGCACCGAGCCCUGGACCCGCCUCAACGUCAAAAGCAAGCUGGAGAAAGUGGGCGUGUACCUAGACUACCCCAAAGGCCUGCUGGUCUUCUACAAUGCCGACGACAUGUCCUGGCUCUACACGUACCGAGAGAAGUUUCCCACUAAGCUGUUCCCGUACUUCAGCCCCGGUCAGAGUCACGCCAACGGAAAGAACGUGCAGCCGUUACGGAUCAACACCGUGCGACUAUAGGCUGCCCAUCCGAUUCAACCUUCAGUCUUCAAAAGAACAAUAGUGGUUUUUUUUGUUUUGUUUUUUUUUUUGGGGUGCUCUGGGUGCAUUGUUAAGUUCUGGUUGAAAAUGCCAGACACGCUUUACAGCACCGUGACCUCGCGAAUAUUUUUCAAUUCUAGCUUUCGACAGUGUGGUGCAUUGGAAACAGCGAUGGAAAUUCCUGCACACUUCUGAUGCGACAUUUCCUCUGUGGGCUUUUUGUACAUUCAGUGUUCUGGUCAUUUGUAAUCGUGCCGUGGCCCUCUCACUCUCCCAGCUGCUCCGCGCACACACACACACACACACACACACACACAAUGCUCCGACUCAUAUCCUGUCAACCUCCAGAGGCCAAGUGCUCACUCUCAGCCUUCUUCUGCUCAGUGAGAGAGAGAGAGAGAGAGAGAGAGAGAGAGAGAGAGAGGGAGAGCUUCUGUUGUAUUGCAGCUCAAGAUGUGAAGAAAUGUCGCUUUUUAUUCAUCGUGCACUCAGCUUUGGUGUGUCCUGUGGAAUGUCCUGUACUGUAUACCACUAUUCUUUUCUCUUUUUUUUUGUACACAUUUAAAUCUUGUGCAUUUCCCGGUGAUUAAUGAGAUAAGACUGUGGUUUUUUUAAUGGCUUUUAUUCUCUUCCGUUCCCCGCUGUGAUGACAAUGGCAGGUGUUCUGCUGCUCAGGUGACAUUUAUCCAGGGCAGCGGUCUUUGCAAUCGACCAGCAGUAAUUGCAGCGUGUCCGAGUGUGUGGGUGUGUGAGUGUUUGAGGUGACUCUGUCCCUGACACUUCAGUUUCUUGUCCUGUUUGAGCUUCAGGACGCUGCAGGAAGAACGAACUCGCGUCACCUGUCGGUUACGUGAGGAAUAAAACACAGCAGAGUUACAGUUCCCACCCAGAAGUUGAACACUGUGUUAUAACAGCAUGACCUGAGGUGUUUUAUUCCCCUUAUACCACAGCCAGAGAUCACAAGUGAAGAACAACACGUCGCACUUUUUAUCCGUUCAUAGUUACGUUUAAUAUUGUGGAUUGCCCAUGAAACAGGUUCUCACUUACAUUAUAGCAACUGUAAACAGUCUUUCCUUCACCAGCGUCUCUUUUUUUUUUUCCUCUCUCUUCAAAGUGAUAAGACCAACAACAACAACAAAAAAAAAACGAGGCGAGUCAUGUUACCGAGAAACCACAAAAAAAGGUAAUUUCCUGUUUUCUGAAGACUUUCCGUGGUGUAGAACUGGAGACUCCUUCAGUAAACGUUAAAUAAAUGUCUAAUUACAGAAAACUUCAACGAUUAAAUAAUAAUAUUAACGAUUAAAUUUUUUGCUAUAUCACAAUUUAUUAGUCUUUGAUUUUGUGUAGAUAUUCCUUCAUUCAAGUCCGUGUGAAUGAGCUGUUACUAUAGAAACGAUAAUGGUUAAUAAAAACCCGCACUCUUAUAGAAAAUGAAUCACAUUCUGACCAAUCAGAAUCAAGAAUUCGACAUGGCUGUGGUAUAAAACAGGACGUUUUUGAACGUAUUGCAGGUGACCGAGUGACUCUACGCUCUUCUGAUCCUAUUCCCAUCUUUUUAAAUUUAUUCUACUCGUGUUCAUUUCUUAUUUCUUUAUUCCAAGUCACGCUGUUGUUCCUCUGGACGUCUCAGUGGGACGGUCAGUGUGUUAAAACAAGCAAGGGCUGUUACUGCAUCGGGCCAUCUGUCAACUCGAGCACGUUUAACGAGGCAGAAAUGGUGCGAGGCAGUUGCUUGAUUUUGCAAAUUCAAACUCAAUCCAUUCCAUGUAUAUUUAAAAAAAAAAAAACACAAGGGCCAAACAUUUUUAUUUCUAUUUUUCAUGUAAAUAGUUAAUGUUGUUGGGUUUUUUUCUGUUGUGGUGUGUUCAGUGGAGGCAGAUACCUCGUGGGUUCUGCCUUUAGAGUCUUACAUGAAAGUCCUGCACAAUUGUUUUUUCUAAAGAACACUACGUCUGUUUGUGAACGCACUUUGUUCCUCAUUUGUUUGCCCUGAAGGGAUGUUGCCACUACUGCAGUGUAAACAUUCGCUACGACGAUAUUCUCUACGGCCUAAUUAUAAAAUGUGGCUUCUUUUGUGCUAAUGCUUCAGGGAGCCUUUACAAUUUCUUUGUAUUUGUGGUUUUGUUCCCACAUCAGCAAUAACCGCUUCCCACUAUAGCGUACCAGGAAAACGUGCACUGGACAAAAAAAGUUCAUGAUCAUGUGACUUUGUGACUUUAAAAAUGAAUGUCUAAUGCAAACCCUGACACUCAGGCCAGUAUAAAACUCACAGAUUAGAUAUAAAUAUUAGCUUCUCGUGUGUGAGCUCUAAUACUUGGUUAAGCUUCUUCCGCUGGCUGUGUGCAAUUUAAAGGGGUGCCAAAAUUUACGGUUUAUCCGUAGCAUUUAUGAUUUUUGACCCCUUGCUACAGUGAUGUGGGAACGACCUGAGGAUUACUUCAUUCUGUUUUUUCAGAUAAGGCACCAGAAAAUAUUCGCCUGGCAGGAAAGCUGAUUCACUGAAAGGGAAAGGACUUGGCAAGUGAGAGGUGCAGUUUCACUUCUCGUCGUGGUUACUUUUGCUUUCGACUUUAUAUCAGCGACCUUUGAACUGUGAAUACACAAGCCUCCAUUUUGUGAACCAACAGAAAGCAAGAAGGAAGGAUUAUGGUCUCUUUGAUCAGAUAAAGAAAUGGAGAAGCUGUUUAAUAUUAUGUAGUGAAUUUUUUGACUUUUUUGUUAACAGUUGCUUUGAAAAAGUGAAUCGCCGUCUCGUCCAUCGACAUACAAAAUUCUGCUUCUUUAAGAUUUCUUUUCUAGGAUUUUCUUGUUAGCAAUAUUGGCACCUCUGCUUUGACCGUAAAUAUCUCAUGUAGUUGAGAUAAACAAAGUACAAAACUCAGGACAGGCUUAAAUAUUAGCUCCCCAGAGAAAAAAAAAAAGAGUUGCAUGUGUAAUUUUUUCCCCUAAUACUUGGUUAAACGCUCUUCCAUGCCUUAAUAACAGCAUCAGUCCUGUCAGCUGAGGAUGACUCCUACCAGAUGUUAGUUUGUGGAUCACUACUUUGGUGUUUCACUCCACUAUUGUAAAUGAUUUUAUAAGCGAUAAGUUCGAUGAGGCUUGUCGAACAGCGCUCAGACAGAUUUAAGCUACAGUCGUCAGCAGUCGUUAUAUUGGUCCUGAUGCACAACCUGUAGACAAAAGGCAGUGAUGUUAAUGAACAGGACUCACUUUUUAAAAAAAUUAGGUUCAUGUUCUGAGUUUCUCUGCUUUUGUUUCACUUCUUUUCCAGUUCCCAGGUUAUUUAUUAUAUGAAGGCGCUAGGAUGCUGGGUGUGCAUCUCUAUUUUUCAGUCAGAAGUUAACACCGUUCUUAUAAACACAGUGCCUUAGAUGGCUGAGUUAUUUACAGGUGCAAAGCCACAAACUCAUCUGAUCAUUAAUUCACUGCUAACUUGUUUUGUCCAGACACAGAAUCUGCUUUAAAGACUCUGUGGAAUGCAUAUUUCAGUCACAUAUUUGAACUGGCGGGACUUCGGUUUUGUUUAUUGGGAUUCGAUUGGCUUGAGAAAAGUGGGCGGUCCAAAACAAACACACUAGCGUGCAGUCGAUCGUAGAGGAAAGCUCGAUUCCCAGCAUUUAAGGAUGCGAGAUAGAGGAAAUCCGACUAACACUGGAGGUGGAGAUGAAGAAGAGGAGACGAGUUCGCUCCAGGUGUGCGGCCAUGUUAGAAUUAGACAAACAACUAGCCAAUGCGGAGCUCUUGAGUAUCACGGCUAAUUAAUGCUACUGUUUAGGUAAGCCAACCCGUAAGUAUUGGCACCCUGGGUAAAAUGAAGUGGUGACUCGAAUGCCAAGGCCGACGUUUGUGCUCUAAAGUGGUGGUGGUUUUAUAUAUAUAUAUAUAUAUUUGUCCAUCCCUCAAUUCUACCAUAACAUAAAUUAAAAUAUCCGAGAAAAAGUCGCUGCACAGUAGUGGAGAGUUCCAGACCAAGAAAAAGAUUUGUACAAAGCUGACCAAGAACAUGAGCUGAGAGGAUAAAAUAGAUAUAAAUGCGUUUCUGUGACACUGCGAGCACUAAUUAUUGGCACUGUUAGUGUUAAUGUAGACCAAACUUAAUUGUUUUUGCCUUCACUCUUUUUUUCUUUUCAUUCUUCAUUCCAUGUAUUUACCUCUGCACUCUUGGGUUAUUUAUAUUAUUCCGUGUGUGUGUGUGUGUGUGUGUGUGUGUGUGUAAUGUUUGCUCUGUUUGUGUUUAAAGGGUUUGGGCAGCGCCCAGCAUUAUGGGAUGUGUAAAGCAGCACAUCUGGAGCAGGGAUCUGUACAGUUGUGUAGGGCUGGUGCCGUUUAUCCGAGGCAAUCAGCUCUUGUUAUUAGAUGGUUUUGGGGAAACGUGAGAUAUAUCAUGCAUUUUACAAUGUUUACUAUAAUGAUUAUAACGGUGAUGAAUCUGAUGAUUGUGUGUCCGGAUGACUGAUGCUUUGCACCCAUCGUUGUGUAAACGCACUGUGGUGUGCUCUCGCUGCUGGACGUUCAUGAGAAAAAUGUUUUACUGUAUGAAUAAAGAAUGGUGAAACCAA